GAUGGCGUCCCGAGGUCGGGCCGCGCAAGAUGGCGGCGCCCAGGCGCUGAGGGGAGAGGGCGGCGGGAGCAGCGCAGCGCCAUGAGCGCCGCCCGCCGCUGCAGCCCGCCCCGGGCGCUGGCAGGUUUAUUUAUUUGGCACUUGAAGAAAACAGGAAUACGGCAAGUACCAUGCCAGUUUGUGCAUCUGUGCAGAGUAGCCAAUGACAGAUUGAUCACGUUUCAGUACUUUAACUUUCUCAAACGAAUGUAUGUAACACAGUACAACAAAGACCUCAGCCAACGAGCAAAACCUAAGUCAGAUUCAGUUGCAUCUCCUUUUCGUGAGAGUCAACAAUUGGAUCAAGAAAAGAAAGUUAUACACAAGAUUAUACCAAUUUCACCUGUUCAUCAACCUUUGUCUAAGACAUCAAACAGAAAUGAGCUGGGAGAAAUGAAGUUAGCUGCAGAAAUUGGAGGCUCAGCCACACCGCUUAGAGCAGAAUCCAAAGAAGAAAGACAAUGGAAAGAAAUGAAGCUACGGCUGGAUGAUUUGCCGGGAAUUUUGGCACGUUUGUCCAAAAUUAAGCUUACAGCUCUGGUUGUGUGCACGGCGUCCGCUGGGUUUGCCAUGGCCCCGGUCCCUUUUGACCUGACUUGUUUCCUGCUCGCCUCGCUGGGAACGGGACUGGCUUCCUGCGCUGCCAACUCCAUCAAUCAGUUCUUUGAGGUUCCGUUUGACUCGAAUAUGAACAGGACAAAAAACAGACCACUGGUGCGAGGACAGAUCAGCCCCCUGCUCGCCGUGUGCUUCGCUGCCUCCUGCGGGGUGCCGGGGAUCGCCCUGCUGACGCUGGGAGUCAACCCUCUCACCGGCGCCCUGGGAGCCUUCAACAUCUUCCUGUACACAUGCUGCUACACACCCAUGAAGAGGAUGAGCAUUGCCAACACGUGGGUGGGAGCUGUCGUCGGUGCCAUUCCCCCCGUCAUGGGCUGGACUGCAGCUACUGGUAGUCUUGAUGCUGGUGCGUUACUGCUGGGAGGAAUCCUCUACUCCUGGCAGUUCCCACAUUUCAACGCCCUGAGCUGGGGGCUGCGGGAAGAUUACUCCCGAGGAGGUUACUGUAUGAUGUCCGUGACCCACCCGGGGCUGUGCAGGCGGGUGGCUCUGCGUCACUGCGUGGCCUUAAUUGGACUCUCCACGGUGGCUCCCGUUCUCGACAUCACCACGUGGACUUUCCCCAUCAUUUCACUCCCUAUUAACCUCUACAUCUCCUACCUCGGCUUUCGGUUCUACAGGGAUGCAGACCGCAGCAGCUCCAGGAAGCUCUUCUUCUGCAGUCUGUGGCAUUUGCCAAUGCUGCUGCUCGUCAUGUUCUCCUGCAAGAAGUCUUUGCUGGAGAAGGAAGAAAAAGGCGAUCUGCACGGUGGAAAUCACGGGAGGGCUAUGGAAAUCAGAUUGCCUUAAAUGUCAGUUAUUUGUCAUCCUCAUGACACAUCAGGUAGUGUAUUUUAGUAGUUACAAGGGGGAAACCUGUGGGAUUUGUUUGAAGAAGAAUCAUUUGUGCCUAGUGACCACUUCAUGUGAUAAUUUUCUAUUUUCUUCUUAAAGGGAAUAGACAGGAGAGCUUUGAGCAUUCACGGGCCGCAGGCCCAUUCAUUCACUCACCACAGAUUAAAAUUUCGCCUGUGUCAGAAGCACACACUUUCGGAUGGCCUUCCACGGCCUUUGUGAGUCUUGAUCUCUCAUCUCGUGGAUGGGUCUUCACUUAGCAAGUCACAAGCGCACACUCACUGACCGCCAGCACUGGCAGCCUUGGCGAAGAAGUCAGGAAGCGACAAAUGAAUGAUUUAUCACCCCUGCCCCAAGCAUCCUUUCCAAAUUAAGCUUUAAGGCUCAUGAUGGGCUGGGUGAGCUUGUACUGUCUCAGUCUAUGCCGUCCCUGCUCUGUUAUUACACAGAAACCUUCAGUUUCUGAGCCUUUUUCCUAUCAGUUACUUUUCCCAAGAUUUUCCAUGCACCCUAGGAUAUUUGUAGCUUUCACAUAGCUUUCACAAAGCUUUCACGAUGCUAAACGAGUUAAGAAAACUGUCUUUCAGCACACUACACAUCAGCAUUUAAACAACCUCCAGAUGAGCAGCUAUUCUGUAGCAUAUACUUGAACACACUCUUAGCCAUUUUUCUACUACAUCCAUCACGGUGAAUUUCCAGCUCCCAUGUGGUUUUACAUCAUUAAGGUUUGAGCCCUGUGUGCCAGAUCUUCGGCUGGUAAAAACUGCCAUUGCAAGCUUUGAAAGGUGUAUGAGGAGGGGAACAGAUCUCAGCGUCUGGUAGUUGUAAGGCGUUUCUGUGCUGAUGUGUCCUGUGCCAGCCCGUUCAGUCUCAGUGUCCUCGAAAGAGCUCUGGACUUGCAUCAAGAAUUUGAACUGUGUCUGGUAGCCCACCACGGUGGCUCAGAGAAAAGGUCUCGCUUGGGGUUUGUCAUCAGUACGGAAACACAUUUUAUAGGAAAAAAAAACGUUUAGGAUUUUUGUCUAAUAUUGUACUGUUCAAAUUGCUGAUGCAGCCAGUGUCUCUCAAAAGAACGGUUGGGGAUAGUCUUAUUAGGAAAAUGCAUUGUCUUUGUUAAAUGAUGCGAUGAAAUGCGUUCCUAGUCACAGCGUAACGUGGUUGUGAUGCCAGUCCGGGGCUGUGGCUUACCCUCAGCAUACCUGGGGCUGGCUGCGAGCGGCUGGGAUGCUUCCAAACACGCCGGCAUCCCGUGUAGACAGGCCGUGCUCCAGUUUAUUGUGGUAGUUAAUGCCUGUUAUGACUUGAUGCGUUUCCAUGCCAAGAUUUCUUUCCCAUGUGGGGAGGACUGGGCAGCACAGUUGUACCUCGACCCAGAGAUGCAGCAAUAUCUGAAACGGGAGACAGUUCCCUAAUCCGAACCCAAAGAAAGCCCUUCAAGAGACGUCACAAAUCUGCCACCAUGUGUGUAUCAAGCUGCCGUAAAAUCUUCCCUGGCGGCUUUAAUGCUCCAAGCCCAACUUCUGGUCUCAGUUACGCCGGUGUAAAUCAGGAGUGACACCGGUAACCUCUGUGCUGCUGGCGGAGGUGCUCCGCAGGAGCAGAGCCACCUGUUUUACAUGGCUCUUAACUAAUCGGUUGCAAGAUUUCCUGACUCUCUCAAGUGAUUGCAGAUGACAGGAUUGAGUUCCCUGUUUCUGGGCAUCUCCAUCAUUCUCAAGUUACUGGGGGGAACGCUUCGUGAAAGUAUCUGGAAACUGUACAACUGUACAACUUCUUAAUUUGUUUUAAAAGUGCAUUCAGUCUUCUCUGCAAUAAAGUGCAUACUGUA
Molecule: messenger RNA, 3319 nt
Organism: Cygnus olor (mute swan)
Lineage: Eukaryota; Metazoa; Chordata; Aves; Anseriformes; Anatidae
Product: protoheme IX farnesyltransferase, mitochondrial
Exons: 7
Coding region: 82-1446 (454 amino acids)
Biological process (GO): heme biosynthetic process
Cellular component (GO): mitochondrial membrane; mitochondrion
Molecular function (GO): protoheme IX farnesyltransferase activity
Source: RefSeq, a predicted model, not a curated record